Molecule: messenger RNA, 522 nt
Organism: Fomitopsis serialis
Lineage: Eukaryota; Fungi; Basidiomycota; Agaricomycetes; Polyporales; Fomitopsidaceae
Exons: 4
Coding region: 1-522 (173 amino acids)
Molecular function (GO): metal ion binding
Source: RefSeq, a predicted model, not a curated record
AUGCACAUCGUCUGCGCUGUCUGUGAGGACCGACUUCGCGACAGCGACGAGUCCUCGUGGGUGUUUAGGUCGGCUUGCGGUCAUUUAAUCUGUCGCUCGUGUCUGGAGUCCCUCGACAACGCCAACGGUCACCAGCAGGUAUUGGUAUGCGAAGACUGCAGCGCUGCAAUUUCCAAGCAGGACUGCCGUAGAAUCUAUCUCAAUCCGUGGUUGGUUGCAGACGCGUCGGACAACGAGAUCAACGGCGCUAUUGACAGGGAUGCCAAUGUUUCCAUGACAUUGAAAGGCAUUGUGGCCUCGCGACAUCGGCUGCAGCUCUGCGAGAGCAAGCAUCAGCUAGUGAAGCAAGAGCUGGACGAUAACGUCGAGCUAUCCACCGCGCUUCAAUCCCAACUCGCGAAUUUGGUCCAGACACGCUUGGCCAUUGCCACAAGGCUACUAAGCCUUUCCACGAAGCGGGACGGUCUUCGUGCAGAGCGUGUUGAGCUGCAGGAACGGCAGCAUGGCACGGCUCCGGGGUGA